Molecule: messenger RNA, 758 nt
Organism: Aspergillus glaucus CBS 516.65
Lineage: Eukaryota; Fungi; Ascomycota; Eurotiomycetes; Eurotiales; Aspergillaceae
Product: cytochrome b5-like heme/steroid binding domain-containing protein
Exons: 4
Coding region: 158-571 (137 amino acids)
Biological process (GO): sterol biosynthetic process
Cellular component (GO): intracellular membrane-bounded organelle; endoplasmic reticulum membrane
Molecular function (GO): heme binding
Source: RefSeq, a predicted model, not a curated record
UUUCCUUUCUCUUAUUCUACUUAUCUUACUCUCUCACACACUCUCUAUAUUAUUACUCUGUCUUGAUAUCUCAUCUAUCUGUUUUCUGUAUAUCCCAUUUCUUGAACCCCUCCUCAGUUGUACCCUCCAAUAACUCCUACACAACACAAACACCACAAUGGCCGACAAAGAACUCACCUUCGCCGAGGUCUCCGAGCACACCACCAAGAAGGACCUCUACCUCAUCGUCCACGACAAGGUUUACGACUGCUCUUCCUUUGUUGACGAGCACCCUGGUGGCGAGGAAGUUAUCCUCGAUGUCGGCGGCCAAGACUCAACAGAAGCCUUCGAGGAUGUUGGCCACAGCGACGAAGCCCGCGAAUUGCUCGACGGCAUGUACGUCGGGAAGUUGAAGAGAAUGCCCGGCGACCCAGCCCCCAGCACCCACGGCAGCUCUUCGUCCUCGUCCAGCGGCAGCUCGGGCUCUGGUCUCGGUCUCGGUCUGUACGCGUUCCUUUUGCUCGGUGGUGCGGUUGCCUACGGUGCCUAUCAGUAUCUGCAGAAUGCCGCCGCUGCUGAGAACCAGCAGUAAUUUUAUCUUGAAAGAAAGAGAAAAAGCAUUUUUAUUUUCCCGUUCAUAUUGAUCUUGGGGGUUCCGGUCUAAUUUAGCAUGGGAGUGUCGUGUCGUGUCUCGCCUGCGCAUGCGAUUUUCUUAUUUUAUGGUUUUAUUUGACGAUUUUUACUACUUUCUUUUCUUUACUUUUUUUUUUUUUUUUUUU